Molecule: messenger RNA, 5351 nt
Organism: Solea solea (common sole)
Lineage: Eukaryota; Metazoa; Chordata; Actinopteri; Pleuronectiformes; Soleidae
Gene: ogt.1
Product: O-linked N-acetylglucosamine (GlcNAc) transferase, tandem duplicate 1
Exons: 20
Coding region: 1708-4404 (898 amino acids)
Biological process (GO): protein O-linked glycosylation
Molecular function (GO): protein binding; protein N-acetylglucosaminyltransferase activity
Source: RefSeq, a predicted model, not a curated record
UUUUUUGAGCCUCUAACCCCAAAUUGCCAAACAACCUUUGGAAAUAUUGGACUGCUAUGAGUUGCCCCAACACACGAGGCAACAGACUUCUCUGAUUUUUUUUUCACGUUCAGAGGAAACACAUUUUUAUUUAAUUAUUUUUGGACAGUUAAAGCUGUAUUUUGAUUUUACAGCACAGAUAAUUCACUUAGAAUAUGUCACUAUAGAGGUUCAGUGCUUCAUUCUGACCUUUUACCGAAGGUCAGCCCCUCCCCUUUCAGGAAGAAAGGCUGGCUUUUUUUUUAAAAUUGGUACAGUGUAUCUUUAUGGUAAAUUCCAAAUCUCAGUCCAUGCAUUUUCAUGUAGUUGGCUUAGGAGGGAAAAUGCUGGCUCGGUCUUUGAAGAAUACGUGAACUGAUGAGAAACUAGUUUGACCUUGCAGCGCAAAAGAUAAGAUGGUUUCUAACCUAAUAGCUAUACUCCAAAAACUCAAUCCAAUCAAGUUCCCAAUGGCAAGUGCCUGCUCUCAGCUGGCAGUGUGAAUCUUAUUUACCCCCAAGUGUCUUGUAUCUCUUACUUUUUAAUACUUGACUGUAUUACAGGGAUUCCCGGGGUUGGGUCAAAUCUGGAGAAGUGGAGUUGCCCAACUGGUUACAGGCCAUCUUAUUUUGUGCUAGAGGGGGGUAAAGGAGUGGGGAGGAGCAUCAUGGGGCAGCAAGCUCUCCUGCUCUGUCGCUCCCCCCCCCGCGCGCCUGCUAAGGUUUGGUGGAGUACGCGCUUAGAGCUGUCUUCCUGACCCUUUUGCUAUGCCUAAUUGGUGCUCAUGCACUCGUCAUGUAUUUAUUCUCUAAGAACUGUGGCUGAUGAUGUCACCAUAACCAGCUGGUUAUCAGUUCUGAUAGCCGCUGUUCUGUGUAGCCUGUUAAACUAUCAAGCAAAUUUAUUUUUCAAGCAAAUUGGUGUCCGGCAGACAGCUCCCUAUCUGUAUUCCACCGCCUGCGUCAGAUGCUGGGUUAGAAAGACAGUAUGCGCAGCAGCAGCAGCGAUGACUUCUUUAUUUCAGAGCUGUGGAGGAUUCUAGAUACAAGUAAUUAAACCACAGACUUUUCUCUCCACCCCAUUGGCCAGGAUUCAAGAAAGCAGGCCAGGAUAAAGAAAUCAAAGUCUCAAAUAUUUAAUGAAAAUGCCAAAAGAACAAAUGCAAAGCGAUGAUUAAUACUUUUUCCCUUUUCCUUCAUAUGUAAUAUUAUUCCCAGAGAAUUGGGAUCAGUUCAUUUGGCCAAGAUCAAGCCAGUAACUGCCCUCCUGUAGUUUGACACAAUAACCUAUUUGACAAACAGAAAUCCUGGCUAUAUUAUUGUUACAAUGAACACAACAAAGCCUUUCUUCCCUCCCUGUUACCCUCGAAACAUUCCUUUGUUUUAUUUGAAAUGAGACAUUCAUUGCAUGAAUGAAAACUAAGAAUAGUCUGUUUUGUUUGAGAUAUGGAAGAACCUGUUUUAUUUCCAUAUUUAAAAAUAAUGAAUUGUUUGAAAACUUUACUAACGAUCUUGUUUUCUGAUUUUGUCUCUUUUGGUUUUUCCACAACUGAUAUUGUUAUUUAGAAGGUUUCAGGUGGGUGACACUAUUCCUGCGUAGGUGCCUGGCGGAAAGGAACACUAGGGCAGCCUCAGUCCUCUCCUCUUCUUCCAGCCAGCCGCGGCCACCACUCUGACAAAGUCCAAAAAUAUGGCUUGCUACCUGAAAGCCAUUGAGACUCAGCCCAACUUUGCGGUGGCUUGGAGCAACCUGGGCUGUGUGUUCAAUGCCCAGGGAGAAAUAUGGCUGGCUAUACAUCAUUUUGAAAAGGCAGUUACCCUGGACCCAAAUUUUCUUGACGCUUACAUCAAUUUAGGAAAUGUUUUGAAGGAAGCCAGAAUCUUUGACAGAGCUGUGGCUGGAUACCUGAGAGCCUUGAGCCUAAGCCCCAACCAUGCUGUGGUCCAUGGAAACUUGGCGUGUGUCUACUAUGAACAGGGUCUAAUUGAUCUGGCUAUUGACACCUACCGUCGUGCUAUUGAACUGCAGCCCCACUUCCCUGAUGCUUACUGCAAUUUGGCAAAUGCCUUGAAGGAGAAAGGCAAUGUUUCCGAGGCAGAAGAGUGCUACAACACAGCCUUGCGUUUGUGUCCAACUCACGCCGACUCCCUUAAUAACUUGGCCAAUAUCAAGCGCGAACAGGGCAACAUUGAGGAUGCAGUCCAGCUCUACAGAAAAGCCUUAGAGGUGUUCCCAGAGUUUGCAGCAGCUCACUCCAACCUGGCCAGUGUCUUGCAGCAGCAGGGCAAACUCCAGGAGGCUCUCAUGCACUACAAAGAGGCAAUUAGAAUCAGCCCCACAUUUGCUGAUGCCUACUCCAACAUGGGAAAUACACUGAAAGAAAUGCAAGAUGUACAAGGAGCGCUGCAGUGCUACACCCGUGCCAUCCAGAUUAACCCGGCCUUUGCUGAUGCUCACAGCAAUUUGGCUUCUAUUCACAAGGAUUCUGGAAACAUCCCAGAGGCCAUUGCAUCUUACCGCACAGCCUUGAAACUCAAGCCAGACUUCCCAGAUGCUUACUGCAACUUGGCACAUUGUCUGCAGAUCGUGUGCGACUGGACGGAUUAUGACGAGCGGAUGAAGAAGCUUGUGAGCAUUGUGGCCGAUCAGCUGGAGAAGAACCGCUUGCCCUCAGUGCACCCACACCACAGCAUGCUGUACCCACUCUCUCACGGCUUCCGAAAGGCCAUUGCGGAGCGCCAUGGAAACCUUUGCCUGGACAAGGUACACAAAAUGAUGAAAAUCAAUGCACUGCACAAACCUCCUUAUGAGCAUCCCAAGGAUCUGAAGGCCAGUGGUGGGCGUCUGCGUGUCGGGUAUGUCAGUUCUGACUUCGGAAACCACCCGACUUCCCACCUGAUGCAGUCCAUUCCCGGGAUGCACAAUCCUGAGAAGUUUGAGGUGUUCUGCUACGCACUCAGCCCCGAUGAUAGUACCAACUUUCGGGUCAAAGUGAUAGCAGAGGCUCAUCAUUUCACUGACCUCUCACAGAUCCCUUGCAAUGGCAAGGCAGCUGAUCGUAUUCAUCAGGACGGAGUCCACAUUCUGGUCAACAUGAAUGGAUACACCAAAGGUGCCCGGAAUGAGCUGUUUGCCCUGCGCGCCGCUCCUAUUCAGGCGAUGUGGCUCGGUUACCCAGGAACCAGUGGGGCUCCCUUCAUGGACUACAUCAUCUCUGAUAAGGAGACCUCACCUGUCGAGGUCGCUGAGCAGUACUCAGAAAAACUUGCCUACAUGCCCAAUACUUUCUUCAUCGGAGACCACGCCAACAUGUUCCCUCACCUCAAGAAAAAGGCAGUGAUUGAUUUCAAGUCGAAUGGACACAUCUUUGACAAUCGCAUCGUUCUCAAUGGUAUUGAUGUAAAGGCCUUCUUAGACAGUCUGCCAGAUGUCAAAAUAAUCAAGAUGAAGUGCGACAGCAACCAGGAAAGUGCCGGGGACACAAAUGGAGCUCUGUCCAUGCCGGUGAUCCCCAUGAACACAGCAGCUGAAGCAAUCAUCAACAUGAUCAAUCAAGGCCAAAUCCAGGUCACAAUCAAUGGCUUCACUGUCAGCAAUGGCCUGGCCACCACACAGAUCUUUUCAGCAGAUGAGUUUGUCUAUCGGACUUUGUCCACACAGAUCAAUAACAAAGCAGCCACUGGUGAGGAGGUGCCACGCACGGUCGUCGUGACAACCCGCUCCCAGUAUGGUCUUCCAGAGGACUCGAUUGUCUACUGCAACUUCAACCAGCUCUACAAGAUUGAUCCUCCUACUCUUCAGAUGUGGGCCAACAUCCUGAAGCGUGUGCCCAACAGUGUGCUGUGGCUUCUUCGCUUCCCUGCAGUGGGAGAGCCCAAUAUCGUGCAGUACGCUCAGAACAUGGGUCUGCAGAGCUCCCGCAUCAUCUUCUCUCCCGUGGCACCCAAAGAGGAGCACGUGAGACGGGGCCAGCUGGCUGACGUGUGCUUGGACACUCCUCUCUGCAAUGGUCACACCACAGGCAUGGAUGUGCUCUGGGCUGGAACACCUAUGGUCACCAUGCCAGGUGAGAAUAAUAAAUGUGAGACCCUUGCCUCUCGUGUGGCUGCCUCACAACUCAACUGUCUUGGCUGCCCUGAGCUAAUAGCCCACAGUCGCCAAGACUACGAGGACAUCGCAGUCAAACUCGGCUCCGACAUGGAAUACCUGAAGAUGAUUAGAGCACGUGUUUGGAAGCAGCGGAUCUGCAGCCCUCUUUUCAACACCAAGCAGUACACAACAGACCUUGAGAGGCUCUAUCUGCAGAUGUGGGAGCACCAUAGCAACGGCAACAAGCCAGAGCACAUGGUCAAAUUCCAAACAGUAGAGGCCAGUGAGAAUUCUUGAACAAGAAGCAUGUAAAUUUACUUUUAGCUCAUAUCCCAGCCCUUGCCAGUCCCCUCCGCCCCACUCUAGCUUGAAUGAUCAGUUUGUAGCCCCCACCCCCUGAGUGAUUGUCAACAUAUCCUUCCUGACUUACUAAUGGGACUCUUUUUUUUGUGAAGGAGCCCACAUGUGUAUAUAUAAGUUUGACCCCAUUGCCGUCAUCACACAUCUGCAUUUCCUGAGCCAGAGGGAGCCUGAGACUUUCAGGCUCCUCCCCUGAGACUCUUGUCCUAAAGCGCAGUAUAUUUGGUGAGCAUGAAAGGAUUGUAUAUGCCCCGUUUACCCUUUAGUACCUUGGUCAGUGGAUUUUGUUUUUCCUGUCACUGUGCAAACAGGACUAAUUGCAGCAUGUGGAGAGAAAUGCCCAACCAUCAUUACUUGUCGAACAAUUCUAAAUGGAUAGAGUGUUGUGAGUUUUUAAAUGGACAAUGCCACAUAUUGAAAAUUGUAAGUCCAACUUUUCGUCUCACCUGCUUAAACAUGCAACUGUUAAAGAUGGAUCGCAACUGCUCUUUACUUUUGUCUUUAAGAUGUUAAAUGACUGCAAUUAGUUUAUGUGCAAGAAUAUGUCUGGGUAACUUUAUCCUCUUACCUAAUGCCAACUUUAAUUUUGUUGUCAGUUGAGGGAUCUGUUCACUAGCUGUUGUCCUGUAUGAUGUCACACUGCUUGUAAAAAUGAUUGGACAAAGCGGGGCAGUGGAAUUUCAGGUAACUGGAAUGGGCCUAAAUUCCACUUAACUUGUCAGAGCUGUGCACACAGAUAAUUUUUUUUUUUUUUUUUAAUUUCACAAGGAACAGCUUGGGUAAGUAUUUUCUAAGCAGUUUGUUUUUGUAUUGUCUGUUGACUGUAUGCUGUUGAUGAUGCCGCUCGGCUCUAAAUAUAAUAAAAACAAAGAGUUGGCAAAACA